AUGACGGUCGACGAUGCGCAAGCCGAGCGGCUAGUGGGUCAAGCAGCAGCAGCUGCACGACUCACAUCGACCACUCGCACCGACAUCCAAUCGCUCUACACGCAAGCCCUCGAUCGCCGGGCGGAGGAAGACGGCGAGCGCGAUGCGAGGUACACUGCGCUCGCACCGACGCUCGUGGCGCUGAGCCAGCAGGCGAGCACGUCGAAACAGCUGCUGGGAUCGCUCGAGUCGUUCCUGUCCACGUUCCAGUCGGAUCUAUCGACGCUCUCGACGCAUAUCUCGGCUCUGCAGGCCACGUCGCAUCAGAUCGAUUCGCAACUCGAUGCCACGCGCGAUGUCGAACUCCAACUCGCUGCGUUCUUGUCGGAUAUCGCACUCAGCCCUCGCAUCGUCGAUCUCUUCUUCGAUACCGAUCCCGAGUCCCGCCCAGAGCUCUGGCUCAAGGCGGUGGGGCAGCUCGAACGCGUACUUGAUGCAACCCUCCCCUCGGCCACCAUCGAGCUUCCUGGUCGCAAAGAGCCGCUGGUGCUGGGAGACGUUCAGGCGGUCAGAGAGGUGCGGGACGUGGCGGAGGCGUGCAAGAACGUGGUGGCGGCCAAGUUGAGGACGUACCUUACGGCGCCCCAUGCGGCAAUCAAGGCGUCCGUGACCACCAACCUACAGGUGGUGCAGACGAGCGUGCUGCUGCGACAACACCGACCUUUGUAUGGCUUCCUCGCACGGCAGAUGCCACGUGUUGCCAUCGAUGUUCAGCGCAGCUACGUAGGUGCUGCUCGGCUGUACUUCGAGACGGCCUUUAGGCGGUAUACGCGCAGCCUGGGCGUGAUCCGCAAGAGGUGGGUCGAGACAUCCACCGCUGCCACUAUCACAGAACCUCCACCAGCAGGGGCAGAUGCCAGUGCCAAUGCCAGAGCCAUGUCGAAUGCGCUUCAGGCGAGCAUGUCCGGUGUAUCCAAAUCAGCGGCGGUUGGGAUGCGGGCAGGGGGCAGCACACCCACACGUGGGGCGAGUCAGGAUUCUUCAGCGGGAGAUGCAGAUGCCGUGUCGGUGGAUGCAUGGCUGUUUCCUGCGUCGCGACUCGCAUAUUCGCGACUGGACAGUGGUGCUGCCACGGUGCUGGGCUAUCUGGCGGACGAUUCGGCGUUCAAGGCGUGUCCCGAGAACCUGUUUCGGUCGCUCUCGCUCGUGCUCGUCGACAAUGUGUGUUCAGAGUACACGUUUAUCGUACGCUUCUUUGAGGCGAUCUCGAGCGACGAUGAUCGUCUCCUCGACCCGCGACCCGUUGGCGAAACUCCUGGCGUUGCUUCCGUUGACAGCGCAAGUGCAGUGGAGGAGGAUGAGGUGGAGGCGUCGGUGGUGCAGCUGAGUCGGCACGAGCAGGCGCAACUGCGUGGACGCGGUGCAAGCGAAGAGGUGUUUCGCCAGAUCAUGGAACCUGCCGUCACCACCUGGACAACCUUCAUCAAGUCUCUCCUCCCUUCAUCCUCACUGACUGUAUCGGCCUACUUUGCACUGCUGUCUAUGGUCCAGUUGAACGAUGCCUUGCUGGCGCUGGUGGCGUCUAGGGGUUGCGACAACUCGCUCGUCACUUCGGCAAUGAUGGGGUUCAAACUCGACUCGUACCCACACCUCAAGCGCUUCCUCGACGACCAGAUCACCGCCCUCACCAAUCCAUCCCAAUCCGCUUCGCUCUGGAAGACCAUCUCCAUGUCUACGACCUCCACUGCUGACCCGCAAAUCAUCGCCGUCAGAUACACCAGCCUCUUCACCAAAUCCCUCUGGAUUUUGCAGAACGACGAUCCCGCCAUCCUAUCCGCCCUGCAAAGACUACGCGCACAGCUCGCACAAUCCCUUCCAACCACACCACCCCUCCGAGACCAAGCCAUCAACAUCCUCAUCUCCUCGCUCGAAUCGGCCCUACCCCCCUCCCUCGCAAGCCACCCUACCGCACAAAAUGAAUUCGCCUUCUGGAACAACAUCCUCCGCCCCUAA
Moesziomyces aphidis is the source of this 1992-nucleotide messenger RNA. The record is from the annotation of a GenBank genome assembly. Lineage: Eukaryota; Fungi; Basidiomycota; Ustilaginomycetes; Ustilaginales; Ustilaginaceae.